Podarcis lilfordi (Lilford's wall lizard) is the source of this 41920-nucleotide messenger RNA. Lineage: Eukaryota; Metazoa; Chordata; Lepidosauria; Squamata; Lacertidae. The record is from the annotation of a GenBank genome assembly.
AUGAUGAAUAAAAUAAAAAUGGCAUCAGAAAAAAGGUAAGGGGAUUGGGGGGAGAUGCAGAGGUUGUUUAAUCUUCCUUGCAGGAUUUUUUCCCCCAACAGCUGGGUUUGUAUUCCUUGAAGAUAGCUUGUAAAUGAACCCAAAGCCAUCAGGCUUAUUCAGAUUAUUAAGAAAAAGAUUUUCCGUUGGUGGCCUGUAAUUAUAAAUUUUAUUUAGUUUUUAUUGUGUACAUAUAAUUGUCGCUUUGAUAUUUUAAUGAACUAUACAUGUACUUAUAUGCUAUCCAUGUAAUUUUACAAUAACCCAUUUUUUUUGUUUGAGCAAAACAAACCAUGAUCCCUGGUUUGGAGUAGAUACUAAGAUAGAGAUUACGAUGCAAUCCAUCAAUGGCUACAGACUCAAAGGGAUCACAGUGGGAACUACGUCAGCAUUUGCGAUAAACCUGUAACUAGUGUUCACCAUGAUAUGUGAACUGGGAAAUUGGAUUGGAUCCAAGGGUUGCAUGAGCAGACGGCUGCUCUUUUCAUGUCCCUCCUUUCCCUACCGCUUUACAUACUACACUUCUGGUUAGAAAUUAGUGAGAGCAUCCUGUAAACUGACACUUACUAUGAUCUUGCAUGUGGGCUUAUCACUGUUGAGCUUAUCACUGGUUUGUGUUAGUAGUGAACAUAUGCUUAGAAGUUGCAGUUAGUUGUGAUUUCACUUGUAUAUAAUAAACGCAAUGGAAAUUGAUGCACCUUUGCUGGCAUAAUAGACUUCUGUGUGUGCAAUGGAACUUCCUCUUUGGUCUGCUCAAGCUCCCUACACACCCUCAAAAUCAGCUCCAGAUGGUUCAGAUGUGCAGUGGGAUGAGAGGAAAUGAAAGCUACUAGCCAGCUGUUAGAAGGAGAGUGCUCUGGUACUCAGGUCCUACUUGUGUCUGAUUGGCCGUUAUGAGAACAGGGUGCUGAACCAAAUUUUGGCCUGAUCAAGCCAUAUGUAAGAAUGUAAGCGGGGCUUACAUUAUGCCAGUGGGACUAAGCACAUGGAGCAUUGGAUACAUGUGCUUAAAAUAAUCCGAACUGCUCUACAUAUAAGUUAUAUAAUACGUCAUCCAUUGAAGUGCCAGUUAUUUUGGAAUUGGUACUUUGUGGGGCCAUUCUUCACCCCAUAUAUUUUUUAAGGAAACUUGUUUGCAAAUAAAUUUAAACAUUUCUUAUGCUUAUUCCAGAAUCAUUUUAUUGAAUCCAAUAAAACUCUCAGAGUGUGUAAACUUAGAGGAAUUGUAGCCUUAUGACACAAAAUGGUUUCCAUGGUAACUUCCUACGAUGCAAUUGUGUCUGGGUUGGACUCUAGAAUAAGGUCACUAUGUAAGAAAUGGUUAAGCUGUAGGUUGCACUUAGUUUGUAGCUUGGUCAAAGGCAUUAUUAGAGGAAAUAAUGCAAACAUGAGGCGCGGCACUCGGAUCCAUAUCAGAGUCAGGAUGUUUAGACCACUUGGGAAGUGGGUAGGAUCUGACAACUCCUCUCAUCCUUGGCCUGUAGGAACUAAUCCCCGGUGAGUGGAAAAGCCUGUGGAAUGAUGAUAAUACUAAGGGAAACAUUCUUACUAUUUAUUUAAUGUUUAUUUAUACUUACUAUUUACUUAACAUCUAUUUUUGCUUCCAGCUGCUCAGUUUAUUUUCAUAUCAGCCUUGAGAGUAGUUGGGAUCUCCAUAACAAUUUAUUUUAAGACUAGUCCUAACAGCGUAUCUGUUUCCAGUUACUUAAGUUUUGCUGGUGCUCUAAGUAUCCUAAAAGUAAUUCUCUAGAAAGUUCCUAUUUCAUAUACUAUUAGUUGUUGGUCCCAAAACAAACUUCCAUAUAUCACAUGGAAGAGAUUAAUCUUUCUGAAAGAUGUAGUAAGAGAGAAUGCUACUUCCUUUAAACUUUUAAAAUAUUUUGUCUAUAAAUGUACAAAGCUGCACCCCGUUUUCAGAAUAGUUUGCCUGUUUAAACCACCUCAACUCCACUCUCAGAUUAAUAAUAAUAAUAAUAAUAAUAAUAAUAAUGUGUGUUUAUAUUUAGUUUGGAGGUUUUUUCCCCCCAAAACACAUCUACGUUUAUAUGGAUGUCAUUGGUGGGCAGCUUUAAUUGUGCAAGUAGCACAUACAAUUUUGUAAUCAGGGUUAUGCCAGUUGUGCGAAGUUGCCAGCUUUGACGUGAUGUAAUAGAGCUUGGAACCUUGAGAUAGCUUUUACCUGCUACACUGACCCUUGGUUAUUUGAAUGUGUGCCAGUGUAUCAGUUUCUGUGUGGCUGCAUGUUUUACUGCAGUAUCUAUGUAGGAGUACAGUGGUACCUCAUGUUGCGUAACCUCCAGGUUAUGCAGCAAACCCAGAAGUGGGUUUGCCACUCGUGUGUGCGCAGAAGUAGUCCUUCGGUUAUGAAAUUUUCGGGAUACGGCUGGGCCUCCAGAACGGAUCCCAUUCGUAACUGGAGGUACCACUGUUUGAGGCUGCCUCCUACUAGAAUAGUUUUGUGAAUUUUAGAUGAGGCUUGUUUAUACCCCAACCUCCACCAAGUUCCUGGGGCAUCUUACAAGUAUUUGAUUGAAAUACAGCCAUAUGUCAGCAGGGAUAGCCAGCACAGUACCCUCCAGAUGUUGGUGGGCUCUGACUCCCUCUAUCCCUGGCCAUUAGCAACUCUUGCUGGGUCUGGCGAGAGUUGGAGUCCAACAACAUCUGGAAGGCACCACAUUGAUGAUCUCUGUCUUAGAGCAACUUGAUGGUAAAUACAGAAUAAUUUUCUAACUGCAGUUGAACUGUUUUCAAGCUGCUGAGUGAAGAAUAGUAAUUUAUCAUAUCUCUGGUAAACCAGCAGUGGCAGUAUUUAUUAAACUAGUGCCAUAUACUUUUAGUUUUAUUGCAGCUCACCAUAUUUCAUUGUAACGUGUAUAACAAAUUGUCACUUGCUGUAUAAGCUAGCUGCAUGGUAAGCUGACAAGCAGAAUGGCUUAUGGUGCCAGUUAAAUGCAGCGGGAGCAUUUUGUCACUCUAGAAAGGCGAUGGCAAAGGAAAGUUACAUAAUGAUAUCACUCCAAAAAUAACGUGUGUACUUUUACCAGUGGAGUCACAUUUUGGACGUCAUUAAUGGCUUAAAGAUUGUGUUACACUGUAGAUGCUUAGAGGUAAGUUGAGGUGUAUGUGUAAAAGUGUGUAAGAGAUCCAUGACCGUUCUGAGCCCUGAUGAUGACUCAGUGGACUUGUUAGGAGUAUUGCCAUUUGAGCGUUCCAGUAAAUAAAAUAAUCUGUUUUCAGAUAAUAGGCCUAGAAUUUAUGAAAACCUCAUACUAACUCAAUUGCUUAAAAAUACCAUCCUGGGUUGAAACUGAUCUGUGAACAUUUCGAUGAUUAUCUCAAUCUAGGCAAAAUCAACACUUCUUUCAAACCAACCAACCUAAAGUGCUAUUUGUAACUAGUCCAGUGCAGCCCUGUCUUCAUGGAUGAUUUUGUGUAUCUUCUUGCUUUAAAGCAGGGAUGGGAAGCCUGUGGUCCUCUAUAUUCACUCAUUCCCAAGAAGUGAAUAUUGGCUAGGGCUGGUGAGAGUUGGGAGUCAGCAACAACUGGAGGGGGCACCAUGUGAGCCAUCCCUGCCUUAAAGGCUACUGGUAAAGACACAGAGACAUACGCCUAGCCUGACAAGGCAAAAUGAAUUUUGUCCUGAACUGGGGUGAGAGGAAGAGGUGAACACAGAGGUAUUCUCACCUCCUGGAUUUCAGAUCGGGUAAAGCAAGAUGUUAAGUGAUAUUGUUAGCAUCAGAUACUUGAGUCUGCCCCUGAUGUGAAAUCCAGUUGGCCUAUUUUAGUUUGAGAGUUUCAAAAGACAGCUGCCUCUGGAUCCAUGACUGAGAGUAGAAUUGCUUUAUAAAUAUUCUUAAUUUAAAUGUAUUAUAAAAUGAAAAACAUUGCUUAAUCACAUUCCUUCAGCUCAAUGUGGAAGCCAAUGUAAAUCACUGGGCUGCCUGAUAAAGCUAAAAUUUAUUUGAAUAAACUUCCACUUCUUUGCAGUUUAUAUGUCUUCUCUUGGGGUAUGUUAAGGCUACAUAAUGGAUUAAUUAAUGGACCUUUUGAUACUAAUCAGAACUGAAAUUCUGCCAGGAUGGGAAAUUCUUGUUGUCUCAACUAGAGAUGGUGUGAAAGUCUGUCUGAGGCUGGCUUGGAAUAGAAACCAAGGUGUUAAUAGGACCUGAAUCCAAACCGGAAACAAGUCUUCAAAUGUCUAUCCUUCCUCUCCAGAGCUUUCAGGAAUUCUUAGAAGAUGAAGUUUCAUGCCAUCACUAGCACUCACUCCCCUGCUUUUCGAAAGCAGCAGCAAUGUCAAAAGGCAAAAGGGAGGAUUUUUCUCUCCUGUUUUCCCAUCAGAAAUUCUGGGUGUAAUGGAUUCUAGGAUGGUAGCCCUGGCUAAGAGUGUGACGUCACAAUGGAUAACUGGAACUUUUUUUUAAAAAAAAUAAUAUUUAUUAAUUUUCAAACAUUUAAACACAACAAAACAGAAAGACAAAAAAAAGAAAAGAAAAAAGAGAAAAACAUAAAACUAACAAAGCAAAACACAAACCAUUUUCAAACACAGAACAAUUUCAAUGUCUUAUCUUUCAUUCCCUUAUUUCCACGACCUCCUCACACCUCCCUUUUUGUUUUCCACUUCUAUUAAUUAUUUCAGCAAUUCCUUUCCAUCUUCCUCUGUUUUCUAUCCUAUAAUUAUUUUAACAUAUUCUAGCCUUAUUUUCCUUUUAAUACACUAUUAAUCUAUUUAUACUUGAUUCCUUAUAGCAUUUCUACUAAAGCCAUAUAACUUCAUUCCAACAUUUUUCUAACAUUCAUUAUUUUUACAGUGUUUCUAUAAAUAGUCUUAAACUUUUUCCAGUCUUCUUCCACCAGCUCUUCUCCCUGGUCUCGGAUUUCUGCCAGUCGUUUCCGCCAAUUCCAUAUAGUCCAUCAACUUCAUCUGCCAUUCUUCCCGAAUGAAUAAAUCUUGUGUCUUCCAGUACUUCACAAUGAGUAUUCUUGCUGCUAUUGUUGCAUACAUGAAACAAAUUCUAUCCUUCUUUAACACCAAUUGGCCGACCAUGCCCAGGAGAAAGGCCUCUGGUUUCUUCAAAAGGGUAUAUUUAAAUACCUUUUUCAUUUCCUUAUGAAUCAUCUCCCAGAGUGUCUUAAUCCUUGGGCAUGUCCACCAAAGGUGAACUCUAAUCCUCAAAUCCGUCUGUUUUUCUUUAAGUUCAGUCAUAGCGUCAACUUAUGUUCAUCAAAUUGCCUCUGUAGGGCUGGGGCUCUCUUUCUCUUUCUCUCCAGUUGUGUCACUCUACCCUCAGCAGCAACAGCUCCCUCCCUGACCUCCUCCACAGCCUGCCACAUCAAAAUAGGUUCCUGCAUCAAUCCCUGGGUGGUUUCUGCAUUAGUAUUAUUUAUACUCUCUAUAUUUAAGUUAAUUUUAGUAAUUGAAACAUCUGCUUUCGCAUUUAUCGUGUCCAUUUUCCUGUGAAGCUGAUCCAAUGAGUCAUUUAUCUUAUAUAAUGCAGCCACCAAAGCCCCCUCUGUCGACAUUUCUUGGUUUUAAAUAUACUAGUACAAAGACAACAACAGAAAGAACAGAAGGGCCCAACGAUAGACCUCUCCUGGAUUGUUACCAAGUCCUCACUGUCCUUAAUAUUUUGUCAACAGUUGACUGGUCUGUUUUUCCUCUUCCAUUUACCAUAACACUUAAAAGAUUCAAGGUCAGUCCCAGAGUCUCACGGUUUUUAACUUGCAGCUGGAAAUUCCCCUAGUCCAGCUCUUGUAAAGCAACUGGUUUCAAAGGCUUCCACUAGGGAGAAACAGUUUCUAUUUGUAAUAGUCAAUAGUACCCUCUUUUAAACAAUCCAAAAUUAGUUUCAAAUUGGUUUCAAUUUUCAGUUACUUUUACUCCUUUUUAAAGCAGCCGGAGACAGUAGAAACAAUAUAUUUCUCUUAUUUAACUAGCUGUCAAUGAACGUUCUAAACGCUGUCAAUGAACAUUCCAAAAGACGUCAGUCCUACUAGCAGCCCGUUUCCAGGGUCAGAGCGGCGGUGUUUUAAGUCUCUUCGCUCUCUCCCGCAGGCAUACUCAAUCCGCAACCCCCCCUCUCUUCUCCUGCCUCCAAUAAGGGUUUUAAUGUUCUUUACCGUUGGAAAUUUGAUCUUUUACAAAAGACCUUCCAGGACUCCAGCUUGCAACAUCAUUGCCUCAGUCUAUUUACAAAAAGGGAAGGCGGACUUCCUGUUUUGAACCUCCCCUUUACGGUACCAAAUUAAACAUUUAGAAAUCCAAUUCUUCCACUUCAGCUCUACUCACGGGUAAUUACUUUAAAGUCAAAUUGUCCACAGGAAAAGGUCAGCGCUCUCUGGCAACAGCUAUGCGGCUUCGCUCCGUGGAAGAAGCAGACGAUUCGAUGCACCGCGCCGCUCACCCCACGUCGCUCCGGAGCCCCAAAAACCGGGGUUCCCCGUGAGUGGGGGAGGCGCAAAAGGUGCCCGCCGAAUCCCACGUUCACAGGCUUCUCCCGCCUGUGAUUUUAACGGGUCUCCGCCUUCGCCAUGGCGGCCAGACCCAGAUUUCCACGGAGCAGAUUCCUCCCGGUCAGAGGAAUUCCGCCAUUGCCGGAGGCGCCUCCCCCGGAAGUCCGGAUAACUGGAACCUUUAAAGCAUGGGUUACCCAACAUUUUUGGACCAAUAGAUGCAGCACAAAUUUUGAGAGGGUGUUGUGGGUGCCAGUCAAAAAUUGGCUGCCAAGUGGGUGUAGCAUAACACCAAAUGGCUGUGAUAGGGUGGCAUGGCAUAACAGAAAAUUAGAGAGUACAGUAAUUGCUACUCCCCUGUCCCAACAACAUCAUGGUUAUCAGUAGAAGUCGGCUUCAGUCCCUGAUUGUGAACGGGCUUAACUUGUUCAAUUUCUGCUUCUCAUACAGCCCUUAAAGGCACAAGGACCCUGUUUUUCCACAGUGUCAACCUUAAACGAAGACCAAGGCUACAUUCUUACCUGAGAGUAAUUAACUAAUUAUUAAUUUUUGGAUCAUCACCCUAAUGUUAAGUAUUCCUAAAAUGCCACUCUGAAAAAUGCCUGUCAUAUUAAAAGCAACAAUAUCAAAUAAUAAUAAUUUUAUUUGCUCCAGUCUAACAAACAAUUCUCGGAUUCUGAGUUUGCUGUCACAACUGGAAAAGAUCAACACAGAAUGUUUAGUGGAAGCAGACACUACCAGAUAUGUUACAUCAAAAAUUCUCCACCUGGCUCAGAGUCAAGGUAAAUAUUUGUACAUUGAAAUCAGCCUUUAAAUUUAUAUGCACUUUACUCUUGAAAAUAUUCUGUAUAUAAUAUACGUAUGUCAUCCCAUAUGUCAUGGUACAGAGCUAUGUUCUGAUUGUAAAUUGUAGUCAGUAUGCUUGCAUACAUAGAACGAAACACUUUUUUUCUUGAUUAGAAGAUGUAGUCACUUAGCUCAGGCUGGAUGUAGACACAUCAAAGAAGCGUUUCGGUUUAAAACAUUGUAAAUUUAAACUGGGAAAACGAGUAGAGAAAAAUGGGACUCCACAUCGCCAUCUGGUGGUACAAUGUUAUAUCACAUAUAUAGCACUUGCUUUUUCUUUACCAGUCUUGCUGAGUUUUCAGUAUUAAAAAAGUUCCCUUCUUAUAAUGAGGUUCAUUCCUAAUAUUAGUCUUCUUUUACUUUAAUUUCUGUUGAUGCAGAUAGGUAGGAAUUAUUACAUUGUUAAAAGAAAUAAUUUCAAGCAUCUAGUAUUUUUGCAAUGUAGAUUGUUAUUUAUUAAUUAAAGUAAUCACCAUUGGGGAUUAAAAACAUUUUUUACUAUUGAACUUUAUGCUUUUCAGCAGCUACUAUCUGGUUGCCCACAUUUGAAAUUAAUUUCCUGGUUUAUCAAGUGCUCACAUGUAUUUAACUUUCAGAAAAAAUCAGGAAGGAAAUGACUGCAAAAGGUUCAACUGGAAUAGAAGUUAUUCUAUCAACUUUAGAGGUACUAUUUUUGUUUUAAAAACUAAUUUAUGGUAAAAUAGUGUGUCGGUAUGACUUAAGUUUCUUGCACAGUUUCAAUUUCUAAAGUUUGCUUCUCAGUCAGAGUAGUCACUCUGUUCACUGGAUUUUCAUGUUUGGGAUAAAGUAAGAAGUUUGUUACUUUCCUUUAAAGCAGAUGUUAGAGAUUUUAGCUAUAGCAACUUCUUUUUAAAUGAAGGAUUCAAAACUUAACACAAAGUUAAUGGUGUCCCAAAGUAAUGGCAUUUAAAAGAAUUGAUAGUUUUGGUUAAUUGUCCAGUGCCACUGUUAAGAUGUGAUUUGAAAACCUAGCGUAGAGCAUUGAUGUCAGAGAUAGAGCUGUCAUUUUUUAUAUCUAAAACAGGCAUAGGCAAACUUCGGCCCUCUAGAUGUUUGGGACUACAGUUCCCAUCAUCCAUAGCUAACAGGACCAGUGGUAAAGGAUGAUGGGAAUUGUAGUCCCAAACAUCUGGAGGGCCAGAGUUUGCCUAUGCCUGAUCUAAAAUAUUACUGUAUUUAUAUUUAUGGUCCUGAUUCUGGAAUUUUAGUACUUUUUAAAGCUUUAAGUCAAGGCAAGGGAAUGUGUGGCCCUCCAGAUGUUGUUAGACUUUAGCUGCCAUAAUGCCUGACCAUUGACCACAGUGGUGGGACAGAUGGGAGUUGUGAAUCCCAACAACAUUGUGAGGGCACCAGGAUCCCCAUCCCAGUGCUUUAAGAAUACGUGUUUGCAUAUUUGUUGUUGUUUAGUCGUUAAGUCGUUAAGUCGUGUCCGACUCUUCGUGACCCCAUGGACCAGAGCACGCCAGGCACUCCUGUCUUCUGCUGCCUCCCGCAGUUUGGUCAAACUCGUGUUGGUAGCUGUGAGAACACUGUCCAACCACCUCGUCCUCUGUCGUCCCCUUCUCCUUGUGCCCUCAAUCUUUCCCAACAUCAGGGUCUUUUCCAGGGAGUCUUCUCUUCUCGUGAGGUGGCCAAAGUUUUGGAGCCUCAGCUUCACGAUCUGUCCUUCUAGUGAGCACUCAGGGCUGAUUUCCUUAAGAAUGGAUAGGUUUGAUCUUCUUGCAGUCCAUGGGACUCUCAAGAGUCUCCUCCAGCACCAUAAUGCAAAAGCAUCAAUUCUUCAGUGAUCAGCCUUCUUUAUGGUCCAGCUCUCACUUCCAUACAUCACUACUGAGAAAAUCAUAGCUUUAACUAUACGUACCUUUCUCAGCAAGGUGAUGUCUCUGCUUUUUAAGAUGCUGUCUAGGUUUGUCAUCGCUUUUCUCCCAAGAAGCAGGCGUCUUUUAAUUUUGUGGCUGCUGUCACCAUCUGCAGUGAUCAUGGAGCCCAAGAAAGUAAAAUCUCUCACUGCCUCCAUUUGUUCACCUUCUAUUUGGAAGGAGGUGAUGGGACCAGUGGCCAUGAUCUUAGUUUUUUUGACGUUGAGCUUCAGACCAUAUUUUGCGCUCUCUUUCACCCUCAUUAAGAGGUUCUUUAAUUCCUCCUCAAAUUUCUGCCAUCAGAAAGUGUUUGUAGAUAUGUAUUAUGACAGGUAUAAUAUGAUAAGUAUGAAAUAUUCUGUUCAUUUCAGAAUACCCGAGAUCUUCAGACUACACUAAAUAUCUUGAACAUCCUAAAUGAACUGGUGGCAGCAGGUGUGUUUUUAUAUUAAAUUGCAAAUUUGUAACAUCUGUCUAGGAUUGUAGUGUCUUUUAUCUAAUAAAUGUGAAUUGUUAUAGUCUUAGAUAGUUUAGAAACACUUACAUAACUAAGGUUUUCUGCCAUAAAGAGAAUAAAUACUUCAUCUGGCCUUUUAUAUAUGACCGGCCUUAUACAUGUAACCUUAUACUUGUGACUAUAUUAUUAAAAAGUAAGAGUUGUUAGAAGGGAUGCAGGUGGUGCUGUGGGUUAAACCACAGAGCCUAGGACUUGCUGAUCAGAAGGUCGGCAGUUCGAAUCCCCGCAACAGGGUGAGCUCCCGUUGCUCGGUCCCAGCUCCUGCCAACCUAGCCGUUCGAAGCACGUCAAAGUGCAAAUAGAUAAAUAGGUACUGCUCUGGUGGGAAGGUAAACGGCGUUUCCGUGUGCUGCUCUGGUUCUCCAGAAGCAGCUUAGUCAUGCUGGCCACAUGACCCGGAAGCUGUACGCCAGCUCCCUUGGCCAAUAAAGCGAGAUGAGUGGCACAACCCCAGAGUCGGUCACGACUGGACCUAAUGGUCAGGGGUCCCUUUACCUUUAAGAGUUGGUAGUAAAAUCUGAAUACCUUAGCAUUGCUGCUAAUGGCUCAUGUUCUAUUUCUAGGCAGUAGCAGAAGAACAAGUGUUCUUGUUUCUAGAGGAGGGACACAGAUUUUACUGCAAUUGCUUGUGAAUGUCAGCAAAGAAUCCCCUCCAAAUGAAGAAUUAAUGGUGCUCCUUCAUUCUCUUCUUGCAAAAAUUGGCCCAAAAGGUAAGUCAAACCUAACUAAAAUCCUCUUGCAUAUGUUGUCUUUGUGGAGCUGCCGUCGUGUGGCUUUCCCAGGCUCAGAACCCCUGCAAAAAAAGAACUCAGUCUGCUACUGGCACUGUUCAUUAAAAGCCGUGACUGCUUCUUCUGCAAGUCUGUUCUAUUAAGGAUUAGCAGAUAAUGACAUUCCCACAAGCCCCUUGUUUUUCACUUUGAUUGUGUUCAGGAUUGGACACACAAUGCAAACUGGGCCUAGUUCUCUCCCCACAAAACUGCACCCUACUAUUGGAAGAACAAUGGUAGAUCUGAGUGGGGAGGCACCAACAUCUCACUCUCCUUCCAGUGGCUAUUGCAGGUGUGAUACCGUUUAUAUGCAGCGAGAUUGUGUAGUGGAAGUGGGGAAAUGGAUAGAGGUGGGAAAAUAAACUGAAGGUACUCUAAUUUAACCACAUGGCUAUGAAGGAGGCUUUCAAAUUCAUAUGGGGAACAGUUUCGGCAAGCUAUAGCUAAACUGGGGGCCACUUGAGGCACCUGAAUUAGUAAAUUGGUUCUUGCAUCAUUUGCACAGAUUGGCUGUAGGUUGUGCAGGUCUCUUUUCCCAAAAAGUCCAUGGCCAGGAAUUGAAUCUUGGGCCUCUGCUUAGCUUGGGCUGUUCUACUGAGCAAUAGCCCUAUGUAGGGCCUUCUUGGUACCAAACUAUGUUACUGAGAUCAACCCAUGCACGGGGCUGGAAGGGAAACAAAUCAAGUGAAUAUUGUUCAGAUACUAACAUGAACUUCUCUUCCACCUUCUGUGGGUAAUUCAUUGUCCUGUGCCGUGUGAUUUGUGGGUUUUGUCACUGCAGUCUCCUUGUUUUGGUUACCAGUUUGUUUCUCGGUUCAGUUCAGUCGUUCACAUCAAUGUUUAAAGCCCUGUAUAACUUAGAAACCCAAAUAUCUGAAAGAUGAGCCCCUGAUGGGGCUCCUGUAAUAGUUCCACCACCCCAAAAAUUGCAGGGAAUGGUUGCCGAGGAGAGAUCUAUCUCUGUAGUAGACCCUAAAUUGUGGACCCUCCCUCUCCACUGAGGUGUGUCUACCACCAUCAUUAUUCAGCUUCUGCUAUGUGCUGAAGAUGCAUGUCUUUACUAAGGUCAUUGUAACCUACCCUGGAUCUUAUGUGGUAAGGCAGGAAAUUUUAUAAAUAAGAAAAUAAGUACUGCCGUUUUUUAAUCUAAAAAGCUGUGGCCAGCUAACCCCCCACCCCAAAUUAUAGUUUGCAUGGGUUCUAAUAUUGCUGCUGUUCCUUUUGAAUUUCCAGAUAAAAAAUUUGGAGUAAAAGCCAGAGUUAAUGGUGCUUUAAAUAUAACUCUUAACCUAGUGAAACAGAACUUGCAGAAUCAAAGGUUAAUAUUACCUUGUCUCCAAGUUUUACGAGUCUACUCAACUAAUUGUAAGUACUGUGACAUUCUUCUCUCAGUGUAUCUCAGUUUUCAAAGAUGUUUAAUAUGAAAGAUCAAAGGACCUUCAUCUCCCAUUUACAUUAGUGCUGAAAGCUUUUCUCUUUUCUUAUAAAAAUCUGUAUGUUGGCUUUCUAACUCCUGAGCAUGGAAUGUUGCUGAGUAGGUAUGUAGAUCUAGCAGUUUUAGUGGGUAGAGGGAAAAAGAUUUUGCCAGCCGUAAAGUUCAGCAUUAGAGUUUAUACAUAUAAGUAGCAUUUAGAUAUCCUGGAACUUCACUAGACAUGCACAUACAGAAUUUCAAGUUGAGUGCUUAGUUUUGGGAUUUUUAUGCUAAGUUACUGAAAUAUAAAUAGGUAAUAUGGUGUUUUGGUUGUAUUUGCAUUGGUUAUAUUUGCCUUGCUUCAAGUGUAAGCAUUUAUAUCUAUAACUUUGCACUUUGGUGUAACUUUUUUUUAAUAAAAUUUCAGCUGUAAAUGCUGUAUCCUUGGGCAGGAAUGGACUCGUGGAAUUGAUAUUUAAGAUAAUUGGUCCUUUUAGCAAAAAGAACACCAGUCUUAUGAAGUGAGUAGAAAAUCUGAAUAUAUAUAUUUAAUAUUGUGGACCGUAUUUAUUUUAAUACUGCAUUGCUGUUUUGUGCUGCUGUUUUGUUAACUUUGACAUUUGUUCGUUUACAACUUGAAUGUAAAUUGCACCUGAUUUAAUUGUGAUACUUUUUGUAACCCACCCUGGGGUCAUUUGGUGAAGAGUGGAUUGCAAGUACAAACAGUAGAUAAAUAAAACCAAGCAGUUGUUGUGGUGGGGAGGAGAAUGUGAUUUGUAUGGGUCAAUUGAAGUAAUUAUGCUAAACGAGUCUUGGAAAACAAUUGAAUCGAUUCAUCUGUUUUCAAGUAUUUGUCCUUGAGACUUAAUAUACUGAAGUAGCCUAUCUACUGCUUUCAUAGGCCACAAUCCAGAGAACCAUGUGACUUGUUCUGUGAGCCUUACAGGGGUUUGGGUUUUCUCCCCCCACAAGCUCCUUCUAGCAGAACCAGCACCUGAUACAUUCACAGAACUAAGGAAGAAUGAAUUGAUGAUAACAUAAAUGCACCAGACAAUCUAUUUUUAACAUCUGAAUUCUUAAUUACGUACCCAAAAGACAUGCAGCCUGAUCAUUUGCACAUGUAUUUGGAAUUAAGGCCCACUGAGUUCCAUGAGAUGACCUAAGUUCUUUCAAAACGGGUAGAGAACUUUUAGCCCACGCGUGGGAUAUGACUUGGGCCCUCCCCAUCCUGUCUGUGGCCUCCUCUCCUCUGCCCUGUCAUCCCAUGGACUCAUAGCUGUCCAUGGAGGCGCAGGUCAAUUCUGUAUCCAGGGCAGCUGUCUACCAACUCCACCUGGUACGCAGGCUGAGACCCUACCUGCCCGCGGACUGUCUCGCCAGAGUGGUGCAUGCUCUAGUUAUCUCCUGCUUGGACUACUGCAAUGCGCUCUACGUGGGGCUACCUUUGAAGGUGACCCGGAAACUACAACUAAUCCAGAAUGCGGCAGCUAGACUGGUGACUGGGGGGCGGCCGCCGAGACCACAUAACACCGGUCUUGAAAGACUUACAUUGGCUCCCAGUACGUUUCCGAGCACAAUUCAAAGUGCUGGUGUUGACCUUUAAAGCCCCAAACGGCCUCAGCCCAGUAUACCUGAAGGAGCGUCUCCACCCCCAUCGUUCUGCCCGGACGCUGAGGUCCAGCGCCGAGGGCCUUCUGGCGGUUCCCUCAUUGCGAGAAGCAAAGCUACAGGGAACCAGGCAGAGGGCCUUCUCGGUAGUGGCGCCUGCCCUGUGGAACGCCCUCCCAUCAGAUGUCAAAGAGAUAAACAACUACCUGACAUUCAGAAGACAUCUUAAAGCAGCCCUGUUCAGGGAAGUUUUUAAUCUGUGAUAUUUUAGUGUAUUUUUGAUUUAUAUGGAAGCCGCCCAGAGUGGCUGGGGAAGGAGGGGAGGCGUGGCAGCUGGGAAAACAUGGUGAGUAUAAAUGGGCUCUGUGCCCGGUUCUUGUGCAUAUUAGCCAUUCAACUCACACUACCCCCAAGAUACUUGCUGUUGCAGGUAGACGAAACUUAUGGAAUAUAAAACAAAUUAAAACUCAUUUUCAACACUUUAUCAUGUUUAGGGUUGCAGUCACAUGCAGAGUUAGGAUGCUUAUCCAUGAUCAGGAAUGUUACCUAAAUUUAAUAGUUUGUCUGUUUUUUGUUUAUAUCUAUAUUCACAGAGUUGCUUUAGACACCCUUGCUGCAUUGCUAAAAUCAAGUAAGUGUGUGCCUUAAUAUUUCAGAAGAUACGGAAUGUGGGCAGAUUAAAAUAAGUUUUGCUGGCAAUCACCCUGUGUUUACACAGGUAAAACUGAAAAUAAACAUUUUAAGGAUUGCAGCUUAGUAGCCAGUAUUGUGUAUUGAAAGACUCAGCAAUUCCGUGAUUAUUAUAUCAGUGAGCUGUUCUGAUGAGAGAAUAGAACAAAAUAUUUAGAAAAUGCAUACAUCUGUUAGGCACACUUUGGAUUAAUCUCUGUUUUGCAGUACUCAUCAUGCUAUUUGGAAUUGCUUCCAAUAUCUAUUUUUAUUGAUUGAGGGUUAUUAAAAAUUACAGUUUGUUUCCUAAACUUUCUCCAGUUUGUUCAGAAAUGUAUACAUUCACCCUGGCCUUCCAUUUUAAUUUUCCAACACUGAGAGUUAAGUUGGGAUGAAAGAAUGUUAAAUGGACCCAGCGAGUUUAAUAACCUAAAUGGGAAUUUGAUUCAAGUGUCUCCAGUCUAAGUCUAAUACUCUGAUAGGUACCCCACACUGAUGUAAUAACUGUUCAUGGCUACAGCUUGGUAUGGGCAGAUAAGUCUAUUUAUUGUAUGUGCCAAUUUUGCAUAUGUUCAUAUGUCCAUUCCAUCCUGUUUUCACAGCAAUCACAGCAAUUAGCAAAGAUUUUUUUAAAAACAUAUUAUGGGGAGGAAAUAUUUAAGUGCAUAUUUUAUUACAAUAUAAUCUCAGUGUAUGCAUUUCUAAAUGUAUUUUAUCCUAAAAGCCUUUAAAAAAAAAAUUUUUUUUUUACAUAUUUUGGUACAUUUUGGCAUGUUGUAACUGCUUAUAGUUUCUUGAGAUCUCUUGAUUUUUCCCCCCUCCAAGAAACAAAUGCAAGGAAAGCCGUAGACAGAGGCUAUGUCCAAAUGCUCUUGACAAUUUACGUAGACUGGCAUCGCCAUGAUAGUCGGCAUAGACACAUGUUGAUCCGCAAGGGCAUCUUGCAGUCUAUAAAGAGCAUUACGAACAUCAAGUUGGGAAGAAAAGCAUUCAUUGAUGUCAAUGGGAUGAAAAUUCUGUACAACACUUCACAAGUAAGUGUUUAAAAAGCGUAUAUUGUUGUGAAUGCACAGUGAAGUGUAUUUAUAUGUACCAUUAAGAUGAUAAUGCAAAGUUGCCUGUGUGCAUGUCCCAGUACAUGGGAAUAAUCUUAAAAGUUGCAUUAUUGCUAUUCUUCAUCAACUGAAAAAUCAUCAUACAUCACAGGGAAUGCAUUCAAUCUCAUCUACUACUUUUGACAUUAUAAAUUUAAAUUAAUCUGUACUUGACAGUUCAUUACCCAAUCACCUCAUCUCUUAACAAUUGAUAUCCCUGUUCUGUAUUAAUCUGUUUAGUCCUCUAUGGAUCUUUAUUAUCACUAUCAAGGAAUCAUGCUCAAAAAAAGGGUGGUGGUGGAUUUUAAGAAAGGGAAGAAGUACGCAUAGAGAAGGUACUCUAAAAAAAAUCUUUAAAAGCUAUUUUUAAAGAAUUGUAUCUUAGAAAGGGUUAGUGUGGAAGUUCAGAUAGUUUUUGAGGGAGACUCAGAUGGAGAUUUAAACCAAUUGGAGACAAAAAACUGAUUUCAAUGUAUCGUACCUUGGAAGUCGAACGGAAUCCGUUCUGGAAGUCCAUUUGACUUCCAAAACGUUCGGAAACCAAAGCGUGGCUUCUGAUUGGCUGCCCCAUUGGACGUUCGGCUUCCAAAAGAAUGUUUGAAAACCGGAACACUCACUUCCAGGUUUUGAUCUUUUGGGAGCUGAUUUGUUCAGGAGCCAAGGCAUUUGAGAUCCAAGGUACGACUGUUCUUAAAAGCAGCAUGAUAGCAUCAAUGUCUGCAGUGUUCUUGGUGCUAAGGCUGAACUAGGCCACCUCUGUCUACUGCAAAUGCAGCAGCAAAAUGGAAUGCAAAAAUCUGCUGAAUGUUAUGCCAGUUCUUCCCUCAAUCUUCUUGGGAGCAGAUUCUACACCUGUGCUGCUAUUGAUUUGUUCCAAACUGAAUUAUGACGUUCUAGUUUUUACAGUUAUGCAAGGCCAUUUGUCUUGAAAUUGGAUUGUAUACAUUAUUGGGUACUUGACCUACUUGAAGUUGGUUAACAUACGUAAUCAGGAAUUUGGUCAUAGACUUUUUGCAGAAGCAUUUGAACCAAGACUGAACAUAUGUCUUUCGCAACAUUUUGCAGUAUGUUGGUAAACUGCAGUCAUUCUUGAAUAUCCCACUUGGGAUGUUAUGCUCUAGUGGAAAAACUUCCUUGCUGUUUGAACUUUGAUUUUAAUUCCAUUAACAGUUCUGCUUCGGUGAUUCCAGCAUCUCUACCUUGUAUCAGGAGGACAUGAGAUUUACCUUGUUCUUUCCCAACUUCCUUGGGCUAUGGCGCCUUUGAACUUGAGCAAUAGUUCAUGAAUGUUGUUCAUUUCACUAGAGUUAUGCUACAAUUUUUACUGAUAACUCCAAGCCCCACGGUUAUGUGGCAGUUAGCAGUUUCCAGUUAGCAGUUAUGUGUCACUGAAAUUUGGGUUGGUAGUUCCUAUUCUUUGGAGCUCUGUCCCUGUAUGUGUUGCACAGGCACCAAGUUUAUAUAUUUUUUCCAACACUUACUGAAAACUUUCUUUUUUUCUCAGGCCUUGAUUAGACUGCAUUUUAUCUCCAUUCUAAGUUUACUCUAUUAUAUACUGAAGUUUGUGAUUUGUAUCUGUAACUGUCUUUUAUUCUGUAUAUUGUCUAUGUGAACUGCUUAGAUCAGGCAUGGCUAAACUUGGCCCUCCAGAUGUUUUGGGAUUACAAGUCCCAUCAUCCCUAGCUAACAGGACCAGUGGUCAGGGAUGAUGGGAAUUGUAGUCCCAAAACAUCUGGAGUGCCAAGUUUGGCCAUGCCUGGCUUAGAUCAUUUGAAGGUGUGUGUAUAUUAAUAAUGACAAUACGUAAUCAAGGUAAAUAUUCCAUCAUAAAAUGAAGUUCCUUCAAGAAUUCCUAUUCCUAGCAGUUUACCACAGUAGAAUGAUAGUGCACAAACAAUGAAAUUAUUUGACAUGCAGUGCUUUGUUUUAUAAUGCUUGUUUAUUGUACUAGGAAUGCCUUGCAGUAAGGACGCUUGAUCCACUGGUCAACACAUCCAGUCUAAUCAUGAGAAAAUGUUAUCCUAAAAACCGUCUUCCACUGCCAACCAUUAAAAGUGCUUUCCAUUUCCAACUACCUGUCAUCCCUGUUAAUGGUCCAGUGUAUCAGCUGUAUAGUUUGCCUCCUGAAGGUAUGCUUAAUUUUGAAACAUCAUGGUCUUGUGUAUAUCUGCUUUCCUAUGAGGUUUAGGAAAAAACAUAGACACAGAAGCUUACAAUUAUCUGGUUGUUCUAGCAGCCUACUUUUGAAGUCUUAAUACUGUACAGUUAAAUGCAGAAUGUUGUUGGUUUUUUUAAAGAAAAGUUCAUAUAUUUAGGUUAUUGAAAUUUAUGCCUCAUAAAUAGGAGACCAAAAUGUGACACCUCAGUUUUCAUUUUCAUUAAGUAAAAUAAUAAAGUGAUCUAUUACACAAAGAUAAAUUCUGCAAAAAAAUUCAUUGCCUUUUGAAGUCUUUAGAAUAUAUAAUAAGCCUGACAGAUCCAAAAGAAUGAGUUUGAAAAUGUGUGCUGUAUAUCCUAAAUUCAUUUUAUUAAUCCAGCAUUCAAAACAUUAAAAUUAUAAUUUGCUUGUGUAUCUCAGGAGUGAAAGUACUUCCACACUUCAUCCACUUAAAGUUUGAAGUUGACAAUGGAUGGGUGCAUUGGGGAGUAUGGUCUAGUGUACAGCCAUGUGUACGGUCUUCUUGAAGUGUAUCUAAAAUAAAAAGUUGGGCUGCCAUUCAUGAAUUGAAGACAUAUGCUUUCAGAGACAAAGAAGGCCAACAAUAAAAGAAUGCAGGCUUGUAUAAUUCAGGCAUAACAAUUACUACUUGUCUGCCUCUUCCUCCAAUUUAGCCAUACUACUUCUUUACCCAGUUCCAUGCUGUUGGUUCUGUUCUCACUGCUUUUUGCCCUUCACCUAUGGGGAGUUGCCUGUCUGAACACAAGACCAACAGCAGAGGGAGAGAUACUUGUGGGUGUAGUUUUUAUAGAACUAUAUUUUCACCCACAGCUAUAAUAGUUGCUUGCUGCACAACUUUCCUGUGUCAACACUUAAGCUACUGACUCUGAAUCUAGAAGGUCAAUUACUAAUGGUAGCAUUGUGGAGACUGUGUAUGUGGCCGGAUCCUUUGCCAGUGGCCAUUACGGUGAUGCUGGAGAUGUUAGGCAUUUGAAACUUUUUGCAAAUGACCACCCCCACAAGCUAAAUUUGAAGAUUCCCCCCCUCAAAAAAAUACAUUUUGUAAAUUCUGUUAGUAUUCUAUAGUUUGUUUUUUUAAAAAAUCCUCCAGAUAUUACUCUGAGGGUACAAGGCACAAAAUGAAAAGGGUUUGGCUGAAGGGUAAUUUUAAACUCCUUAGGGUUUUCAAAUUCAUGAUUUUUGCAAAAUAAAUAAGGGGGUAGUGGAACCCUUGUAGAGGAGAGGGAGGAGGGAAGUGCUUAAUAUUUAAUCCAUCAAGCCAUUUUCAGUGCCCCCCAGGCAGAUUUAUAGAUCUCCCCACUCAUUUCAAAACCAGAAGUAAGCAGUGGGGUAGGAAAAACAGCUGAGGGUAUGAGUGGAAUGCAAGUGUAGAAAUGGUGGGCAUGGAAUGGGUUAAGCACCUCUCCUGCCCACUGGCUAUUUUUCUCACAAAUACAACUUUUCCUGCAUAUGCAUAUGCAUUGCAUGCAUUCAUGCACACAUACAUAAUUUUCUUUGUAUGCCACCUUUCCCUAGUUAAAACUCUGUUCAAGGUGGCUUAUAACAUGAGAAACAUUUACAUAGUUACAAAUAUAACAAAUGCAGUCCUAAACAAUAAAUAAAACACAUCAAAACGUACACAACCAAAUUGAACAAUUUUCACUAAACAUAAAGAUACCCAAAAAAUAAAUAAGUAACAACAACAACCACCGCCCGCAACACACUCCCCGAAGCAUUACCCAGCCCAAGAGUCUGGUUAGCAGACUCAGCUUUUGUAGCUGGAGUCAGUCAGGGCCCCUCCCUCCCAGGCCAGGUGGGAAAAGGCCUGCAAGGCAGGGAGCAGGUCUUCCAGGACUCACAACCAAUGCAGGUUUUGGAGCAUGCUUUUGUCAAGAUAAAUGUAAUUCCACCCUUAAAAGGCCUUGCUCUAAAACUGCUGAAUUUGUUCAUAUUUAAAUAAUCCUGUAUAGGAACAGUUACAUAAGCCGUCAUUCUAUUUUGUACUCCCUGGGCUUCUACUUGAGGUGGCCCUAUUCAAGGAUGCUAGAGUGCCUCAGAAAGGCAAAAACUACCAGAUUUCGUUCUACUCUCUGGAUGAUACAGAGAACAACUUUCGAUAGCUUGCAUAGCCUUAGCUGUUCUGUUCUACCUUACAUUGUUCAUGUCCUCUUAUGUGUAACAGAUUUGUUUCUGUAACAUUGAGAAUCUGUGUAAUUACAUAUGCAGCAUGUGGUCUCAUUUAACUUCAUAAGUAGUAUUAGGUUUCAGUUGGAGAGUGAAAAGUUUCACAUGCAUCAUUUCUUUUCUGGGAUGUACAUGUUGUAGAAAACGUACAUCUGCCCUACUUAUAGAGCAUUUUAUAUCACAGUGGAUGACGUAGUAGAUGAAAGUGAUGACAAUGAUGACGCCGAAACAGAGUCCGAGAUUGAAAAUGAUAAUGAAGAUGAUAUAGAUUUUAAGGUUAGUGGAACUGAGGGCAUACUACUCAGAUAUUGCGCAAUUAUUUUCAUUAGCUUUCAUUAGCUUUUCAUUAGAAAAAUUGCUUGUGCGUGCAUCGUGUUUUCCAAAUCAUAAAUUUGCUUGUGAAUUAAUUGUAAAAACAGUCGGGGAAGGGACAGGUGUUGCAUUGUCUUGUUUCAAGCAAAGCAUUUUGAAAAUGCGUGUUGAGCCAUUUGUCUGAACUCUCAAUGUGUGGAUGGGGGUUAGUGAUAUAUACAUGGAAGCCACAACCCAACAUCAUUGUGCAUAUUAGCCCCCCGUCUCCAACCAUCCCCAUGCUGUGUGACAAAGGAAGCUUCUCUUCUCUUCAUUUGAUCAUUAUCUGUGUAUAUUUUUCCUCACAAUACAUCACAACACUUCCAACAAAUCAGGGCAUUAACCAGUAUGUUAGCAUCUUGUUGUAAAAUCAUUUCAAUGGGUUGAACGGAGGAAGAUUCCUUCUUUGGGGAUCCAUUCCAGUAUCAGCUCGUCAGUCAGUAAGAGCUUUUGUGUAUUUUCUCUUGAGGUGCAAAAGAACCUUAUUUGCAGUAUGAAGAUAAUACUAGACAUUCUCAGUAACCUUAAACUGGAAAUUGUAUCGUGUAUCCCACAAAUCUUUUAAUAAUGCAAGUUCACUUCCUCCCCAACAGAAUGAUGACAUAGAGACUGAUAUCAACAAACUAAAACCAAAGCAGGAAUUGGGGCGAUCAGUGGAAGAUCUGAAAAUGUAUGAACAGUUCUUCCCAGAACUUAUAGAGGACUUUCAGGUACAGACAUUGAUAUCUUUAAAUAAUAAUAAUAAUAAAAGCAUAGUUUAGGAGUCUUGCUAAGAUGCGUUUUAUUUGGCUGCUACUUCUAUUGAAAUACAAAUGAGCAUUCAAAGCUUGCAGAGUUGCUAUUCAAACAACUGAACUGGAGAAAGAAAAUGAAUUGCCACAGUAAGUACAAGCAGAAACCAUUUUAGGUGUGUCCAGUUGAUGCAAUGUUGCUGACAUGCAGGUCCUUUGGCACCCAGAAGAAGGCAGGACGGGGUGUGUUUAUUCACACUCCACCGAUGCUCACAGGGGCCGGGAACAGAACCCCCACAUGAAUUGGUUGCCACCUGUAAAUAAACCUGCACAUUUCUGUAAGUUAAAGUGGAGAUCUUAAGGCAGGGAUAGUCAGUGUGAUGCCCUCCAGAUCUUGAUUGACUCCAACUCCCCAUCAGCCCCACGUAGCAGGGCCAAUGGUCAGGGAUGCUGGGAGCUGGAGUCAGAAACAUCUGGAGGGAACAGCAUCUGCCUUUCCCAUAAGCUGUUAGAAUGCUCUUUUGACACUUCCUUAGCAUACCCCUCCUUUUUCUUCAUAACAUUGCUCACUUUCUACUCAUCUGAUUUCAGGGUUGUUGAAAGAAAAACACCUAAUUAGACCUCCCUUUUUCUUUUGCUGCUACCCUUUCAUCUUCCCUACGUGACUCCUUGAAUGAAUGGCCUUCACUUAAUGGAAUGCACUGUAACCAAGAUUUGUAAUAACCCUUUUCCAGCUAAUUGUUUCUUCUCAGCACUCCUCCUUCAGCUAUCUGCUGCUUUUGUUAAUUUGUUAAUUGUGUCUUUGGUUUCUGUGACACUUUUUCUUCCUGGUUCUCUCGAUGUCUUUCUGAGUGCUGUCCCUUUCUGAUGAUUUCCCCUACUUUAACGGUCUUUUGACCUUAUUUUUCCGUUUUGUUUCUAUGGCUUCACCAAGCAACCUUUAUAUUGCUGACUCUUUCUUUUUCUCUCCACUUCUUUUUCAUCCCCUGUCCUAUUUCACAUCUUACUGGAAGCGGCUCCUGAGUGAAUUUUUAAAUCUAAAGAUAACAAACUGAUCUUGCCAAUGGUGGGGCUCUUCAUGUCCUGCCAAAGUCCAACAUACCCUUUGCUGUCAGACUCAGAGAUAUUCUGCCCUACUGCGUCUUCUCUUUCCCUGAAUGUAGCCUGUUGUCAGGAUCUACUCUUUUCCUUCUCAGAAAUGCUAAGUAGGAUAAGAUAUUUGCUAUUUGUACAUAUUGCUAAAUUGUUCCUUAUGCUUUUCCAUUUCUGCAUUAAUGUGUAAGCUCUUUAGAAAUACAUCUCUAUCCUCAUUUUUUUCACAUUCUGCUUGUUCUUGCAAACAAGUUCACCUGCAUUUGGCGCCUCCUUUUUUAUUUCGCUUCUAGGUAUUCUGCUUCUAGAUAUUCUGCUGCUGUUGCCUGGAAGUUUCUCCCUUCUGAUUCAUUCUUCCACUUUUGAAAACUUAAGACUGUAAGGUCUCUGGGCAGGAGUUUUGGUGUUAUUUAUGCAUUGUUAAAUCAAGUGUCUAAAUAAUGAUUUUCCCUUCUCUUUUUCCUUUCUCUCCUUAAUGUUAAGGAGUGUGACUUAGUUUCCAAGGAACCAAAGCCUUUUUCACCCAAUGUAACCCUAGGAGGGCCUAUUGUUGUCCCUACUGCUGGAGAGGAGCCAUCUCCAGCAAACCCUGCAACAGAAAUUCCCGUGAAGGAGGGUCCUCCUCUACAAACAGAGGACUGUAACAAAAGACCCAUCUUUUUGGGUCUGGUAAACCGUGAUAGCAACACGGACAAUAGCUUACAGAAUCAAAGCGAUCGCAAGAAAUUGUUCUCAUCAUGCCAGUGCCUAAACCAUGAAAUAGUUAGAGACUUUGACAGAAUUUCGUUGCAAAAUGCUUCCAAAAAUGAGCACUCUUAUAGUACAAGGGCCAUGACCAAAAAAGAGUGUAAAACUAGCCUCAGUGAAGUUGCCUGUAAUAAACCUUUUCAACACGCUUCAUCCUGCGGAAGUGUGUUGUUUGAAGGACGGUCUGUCCGGCUGGGAAAGCUGUGCUGCUCUGGAGCAGAGCCUGAAGAGGAGGAAAUUUCCUGUUCCAUUUCUCUGGGGGAGCAAGUGAUGCUUGAAGCGCCUGAUAAGCUACAACUCCACGACCCAGAACUUUAUAUUGAGGUAGUGAAAAAUACGAAGUCUGUUCCUGAAUAUUCAGAAGUGGCUUAUCCUGAUUAUUUCGGACACUUUCCACCUCCAUUUAAAGAGCCUAUUCUUGAAAGGCCUUACGGUGUGCAGAGGUGAGUUUCCAAUUUCUCUUAACAUGUUUCAAGGAUUAUCUAAAGCUACGAUUUACAGUGGUACCUCAGGAUGCGAAUGGGAUCCGUUCCAGAGCCCCGUUCGCAUCCUGAGCAGAACGCAACCCACAUCUGCAUGUGUCACGAUUCGCUGCUUCUGCACAUGCGCUUGACGUCGUUUUGAGCAUCUGCGCAUGCGUGAGCGGCGAAACCCGGAAGUAACCCAUUCCGUUACUUCCGGGUCGCCGUGGAACGCAACCUGAAAACGUUCAGCCUGAAGCAUAUUUAACACAAGGUAUGACUGUACUGUGAACAGUAAAAUUAAAUAAAAUAUUGUUGGGUUUAAUGCAGAGGAUUUUUUUUAUGAAUGGAAGAGACUUUGAGCCAGUGCGGAGGUGGCCAUUUUCCCCUAUAUCCCCCACAAUUCUUGCGAACCUCCCUGAAACUGACUUUGGGGAUUUAGAAGGGCUACAGAGGAAGUAAAGAACUGAUAACACCCUGUUCCAUGAGUGGGAACUCCCUUUGUGACUAUUGCUCUUAGCUAAUACGGGAGAAUGUUUUUUGAACACAGAAUUUUGUUUUCUCAUAAGCUCCCUCCCCCCUUAACAAUAAUGAAGCCCACUGAGAACUUGAAAUAAAUAUUCUGAAGUAUAUAUACAAAGCAGGAGAUUGAUGUGGUGCAGUAGCAAACUGAGCUGAGCUGGGAAGCCCCUUGUCUAGCUCUCAUUCUGCCAUGAACCUCAGUAAUCUGUUAGUUUACUUCAGUUUCCUUACUUGCAGUGUUUGAUUAUAACAACAACCUGUUUCACAGGGAGGUGGUAUAGCUUACUGGGUUAAUGUAUAUAAAUUGCCUUGAACAUGCUAAAGUACGAUGUUAAUGCUAAGAUCUGUUGUUGUAAAAAAGGGGAAAAAAGGAGUUGGACUUCACAGGUGUUUCAUAAUCUCAAACUUUAUUCCCUUUCUUCCACAAGGAAGAAGAGAAUGGCUGGCAGUCACAUGCGAACUCUGAUGUAUGUGAAAGAAAUAUUGGAUAUUUCUCCUUCAUAACAUCGGGGUCUCUUGAACUCCUUUUUGGCAAUAGUUGGCAGUGAAUGGGUGUGUGCAGUUUCCUUGAACCUUAUUCCAAAUUGAUAGGGCAGAAAAUCCAUUUUUUAAAAAAAAUGAUCUUGGUUUCUCUCUUCUCUUUCAAAAUCUUCCUUUUCUUUUCCAUAAUGUCAAAAACACAUGGGGUUGCUCUAAUACACAGUGUGAAUUGCUACUAAAGCUUGUGGUGUGGUGCUACGUAGAAUCUACAGUCAUUCCAGAGUCCCAGCAUGCUGUGCAGAUAAGUAGAGCGACUGAUGCUGGUCAUUUGUUGACAAAACACUCAGAAAGACUUUGGAGAACCUUAAGACCCUGCUUUCAUUUGUUCAUAGGGCACCAGAUGCAAAUGUUCUGAUGUCCUCAUCUUUAAACAUUUUUGUGCUGUCAUUCUUGGUUCUGUGUUUAAGGUUAGAAUUUGACUACAACAAGGAUUACAUUAUUGUGAAGGUGGACUGUACCUUAGAUUAUUACCUGAAAGGAAGUGUUUGCCUUACAAAUUAGAUCAGGUUUCAUUUGCUACCGGAAGGACCAGAGCUAGAAAAUGCGAUGGAGAUGCCCUCUGCGCCUCAGUUUUGGUUCAGCAUUACUCCUUCUUGUUGCAUAUGUCUUGUGCAGUUACAAAUGCAGUGACAACUAAGACUCCACCACCACAUUCAGAGAAUUUCAUGUUAACAUUGUGCGAGUUACAGAUAAAUGUAGCAACAUUCAUAGUUAAAGAUUUGGUUUCCUUGCACUGUACGGUCAGUGAGUGAAAGAUUCAAAGGUGUAAUAGAAGUGUUGACGCUUCUGUUGUUAGUUAGUCAUGGCUCUAAAGAAUCAAAGUUCCAAAAUAAUAAAUAAGUGUAAUUACAACUUGACCACUGAGAGAUAUUCAGUGUCUAGCUUAAUACUAUUUUUCAGGUCUUGGCAAUACCUCAAAUCAGAUAAUGUUGUCCUCUGGUAUUGAGAAAAAAUAGGUAAGAUAAUUUCAAAAAAAAUUGAAUUGACUAGCGUCACAAGUAGACUUUGAAAGCAUGUGCAAAACUAUUCCAUUAAAAGAUGUGUUUUUUCCUACUUUCCUUCUGAAACGAUUUUAAUAUAAUGACUGUGUUUACAGAAUGCUGAACUAUGGUUUGUUCAACAAGCCAAGGGCCAUCUUGCAGAGAAGCAAACAAAUUAAGGUUUUUUAAAAAACAAAAAACCACACACACACACACACACACACACACAAACACAAACACAAAGUUGCUCUUGCCAUCUACCUUUGUAACCUGGAAUGUACCUGAGGUGAAGUUGCCAAACAGACCAUAGCUGUUGUGUUCAGACAUAGUGCCAAGCCAUAGUUAAAGCAAACAGUACUUCAUAAGCCAGUCACCACCCAUGGUUUCACAUUGUGGUUUGUUGCCGGAAAAUAAACCAUGGUUAGUCUGCUAAGCUGGGUUCAGACAUUCAAAUAAAUUACACUUUGGCUAAACAAACCUUGACUUAGCGUUAUGUGUGAGCUGGGCCACUUACCAAUAUGCAGAAAAUAUUAAGGCAUAAUAAAAUAAACAGGGAAGCAAACUUAGAAUAUCUAUGUCAGUGAUUUUGUUUAGUUGUAAUGGAAGAAAUAUUCUAAGAUAAUUUUAAUAUAUAAGAACUGAAUCAAACAAAACAUUAUUUCCAGAAUAAUUCCAAACAUCAUAUUAUAUAUUACAUUAUAUUAUACAUUAUUAUUGCAUUAUAUUAUUCCUGUAAUCCUGAAUUACAGGCUUGUCUUAAGAAACAAGUUUGCAUGAGCCUAGUUAGCCUUGAUGGAGAAAAUAAGACUAAUUUCCGUAGCAAUGGAUCUUUAAAAAAUGUCAGUAGCCAGAUGGGUCCUUAAUGGUGACAUUAAAAAAACUAAAUUGUGGCAAGUGUGUCUAGGUUUUACUUGCUAACAAUUCUAAACUUAAUUUCUUGAAAUUGUAUAAACAUUACUUUUGACAAAGAGUAGAAGAGGGAAGCUGUGAAUUAGAUGUUAGUUAUUAGUUUAGCUACUCAUUUCUAUAUUUUGGUGCCUGUGCUUAAUAUGUCUUCUGAAUGAUAGUUUACAGUAGGUUUUCAUUUUGUUCACACUGUCAGCUUACCACACAAUAACUCCAUUCUGUUCUGGCACAAUUUCUACAUCCCAUAUCAAGGCCAGUCGGGAAAUAUUUUCAGACACAGAAUGGCAAUUGAGAAAUAUUUUUCAAUGUCAAAAUCUACCUCUUUGUUUUUAUUAUUGUACGUGCUUUUCACUCUUUACUAUUUAGCUAUUGAAUAAAGCUACUUUCCAGGGUGUUCAACUUUUCUGAGCAGGUAUUUCCAACUGCAUAGGCUUUCUGUGCCAUGAGGCAUAAGAAGAUUUCUUUCUGACAUAGACAACACAUUUGUGUAGGGAAUUUUGUGUCUCCUGUGCACAUGGUUACGGACAUGCUUGUACAUCUGGUUCAAGAGUUCUUACAGCAUCUAUACAUGGCAGAAUAAAAGCACCAGAUAUAAUGCUCCACAGAGUGGGAGCACAGAAUUAUUUUCGCAGAAAUGAUAGUUGUGUCACAUGGUUAAUCUUGCAUUAAGUGUACUUUUUAUUUAUAACCUCAUGUUUAAGCGGAGGUUUUCGUAGGUGAGAAGCUCGCACACUAACCCAAUCACUGCACAGUACUCUUUGAAACUUUAUUUACUUCAGCUGUAAUUGCAUGAAUUGCUAAUAUAACUUAAUUGUUCUCAAAGCUUAAUUAGUUUUAACUAAUAAUACUAAUUGAUAUGAUAAUUGAUAUCUGAUAUUAUGCACUUUGGAAGGAAAAGGAAUCCAACAUUUGAUCUUGAAUCUUUGAUGUCUUCUGUACAGGUUGAUUCUCUCCAUAAGGAAAAUAAUUGGGAUGUGUCCCCCAGAUAGAUAAUCACAUUCUAUGCAAAAUUAGAUACCUCAUCUGAUGGUCUUUCCUUACCUGAUGAUGUAUUUUUAAUAACUGGCGUUGUACCUUUCUCGUUGUGAAACAUGAGCUAAGGGCUCUCUCUAUUUUAUAGGACAAAAAUUGCCCAAGAUAUUGAAAGGCUGAUUCAUCCUAAUGAUAUCAUAGACAGAGUUGUGUAUGACCUUGAUAAUCCCAGGUAGGUUUCACAGGUAAAGUUCCUGUUUUAACUUUCUCUUUUGGUCUGGUUUUCCUUUCGUUUUAAAUUAAUUUAUACAUACAGAAAAUAAGUAAGAAAAUGCAGCUGAUGCGAAAAUGAGGUUAAUGGUAGCCAGUUGCUUUCCUAAACUAUUCAUAUAGUUGUAAAAGUUCUGGGAGUUAAUUCCUGCUCAGAUGAGAUGCAGUUAUAGCUUAAAAUAUCAGUUGUAAUUGUUUGUAUUUAAACAACAAUUAAAAGAACCUAAAACUCAUUUUAUUAAUUGGUAAAAUAGGUUGAUUUGAUUUACUAUUAUAUUUACUUCAAGUGGUUUCAAAUUUUGUAGCUUCAUGUAACCCAUUACAGUGGUACCUCGGGAUGUGAAUGGGAUCCAUUCCAGAGCCCCGUUUGCAUCCCGAACAGAAUGUAAGAUGUGACGGCGCAUGCGCGGGUCGCAUUUUGCCACUUCCGCGCAUGCACGUGAUGUCAUUUUGACCUUCUGCGCAUGCGGCGAAACCCGGAAGUAACGCGCUCCGUUAGUUCCGGGUCGCCGCGGAGUGCAAUCUGAAAGCGCUCAACCUGAAGCGUAUUUAUCCUGAGGUAUGACUGUAUGUGCUUCCUUAUCUUCUGAGGAACCUCUCUAUGCCUGCAAUAAAACACUUGUGUGUUGCAGAGUAUUCUGGGAAUACCAUUGGUCCAUGAAAUAUGAAUUGAAAAUACUUCCCUAACACCGGCCUAUGAAUGCACACUGCAGGUCAAGAUUGGCAUUAGUGAGCAAACUUCUAAAAGUGUGCUUUCUCUACCUCUUACUAGUCUUCUCUUUGACAAACUCCAUAAAAGCUUCCAAGUUAUUCCACCUUGGAAACUUGAAAAACACCACUUUUAGCCAGUAGAGUAGCAAACUGAAGCAAUUAAAUAACUUAACGUGUGCCGAUUUAACGGCAUGUUUAGAUAGAUACACAUUAUACCAAAUAUUCCCAUAUUCUUGUUUAUAUGGAAUGUGUUACUCCAUUAUUUUUUGUCAAGUUAAGAAACUUUUUAAAGAAAUCUUAUGGGUGAUUCCAGCGUCACAUGAAUGGAUGUGAUAGGAUUUCCCUUUGCGCUCCCUCCCCUCCAUAGCUAUGCACGUCCCCUCCUGCAGUCUGCUGCAGAGGUCCCCAACAUCUGUGUGAGCAGAGGUACAUUGCAUCAGCGGGUUGACUCCACUGGAAGUCACUCCAAGAGAAACAAAGAUUACUCUAAUAUUUAAACAUCUUCUUAAACAUUUUCGUUGGGUUUAAGUAAAUCCCUGAGUUAAUUGGAUAUUUUAUUUCUUCAAAUAGCAGGUACCGUAUUUUUCCCUCUAUAGGACACACUUUUUCCCCUCCAAAAAUGAAGGGGAAAUGUGUCUGUGUCCUAUGGAGCGAAUGCAGGCUUUCGCAGAAGCCUGGAGAGCGAGAGAGGUCGGUGCGCACUGACCCCUCUCGCUCUCCAGGCUUCAGGAAGCUAUCUGCAAGCCUUCGGAGCGUGGCAGGAGUGCCUGCCGGGCUCCGAAGGCUUGUGGAUAGCAGCCUGCAGCCCGGAGCCCGGGGAGCGCAGCGCUGCGCACCCCGGGCGUCAGGCAAAUAUCCACAAGCCUUGGGAGCCCGGCGGGGCUUGUGGAUAGCAGCAAGCUCCGGGAGCGAAGACGAGGUUGCGUGCAACCUCGCCCCCACUCCCGGACCCAUUCUGGGGGCUGGGGUCGGGGGAAGCUCGGGCUUCCCCCGCCCCAGCCCCGCGGCUAAAAAGGAAGCCAAGACAGCGAGCGGGAUCCAUCCCGCUUGCUGUCUUGGCUUCUGCCAAAGCCGCGCCCAGCCUCUCCCGGCUGGAGAGGUUGUGCGUGGCUAAAGAGGAAUCCCGCUGGCUGUCUUGGCUUCUUUGCUCUUGGGGGGGGGGAUAAUUUUUUUUCUUUAUUCCCCCCCCCCAAAAAAAACCCCUAGGUGCCCUCUAUGGUCCGGUGUGCCCUAUAGAGCGAAAAAUACGGUAUCUGCUUGAGGUUUUUGCAAAACUCUUUGUAAAUUCAGUGAGAAUAAGAUUGGAGAGAUGUUAUUCUCUGGUGAACAGACAUCAUGGUGGGUUGUGCUACCCUAUUGUGUAGGAAGACCAGAAAUGUUGGGGGAAAGUAAAAUGUAUGGCAGUCAUUCCCAGUCUCAGAUGUUUUGGACUACAACUUCCAUGUGGCCAUGUCAACACAGACAUAUACUGCCUGGGGCUGAUGGGAGUUGUAGUCCAAAACAUCUGGAAGGCACCAGGCUGGGAAAGACUGCUCUAUGACAACUGAGCAUUACAUAGAUACUUCAGUUGUGUUGAUGUUCUUUACCCUAGAAUAAUCCUACUGAUGAGCAACAUCAAAACUCCUGUAGGCUCUGCCUUAUUGGUUGAAUCAGAUUCAAAAGAAACCAGGAAUAUGAAUCCCUAAAUAAUUAAAGUCAUAUAACUAAAAGUGAUAUUUGUAGCCAUCGUAAGGAGGAACUGUUAUUAUUUAUUUUCCAUCGCCCUUUUCAUUAUAUGCACCCAGCCAUGUUUAUAGUAUAGUAUAAAAUUGGAACGAUAAAUAUAUAUAUAUAACUUUCCUUUCCCUGUGAUUUUAUUUCUUUAAGCUGUCCAGUGCCAGAUGAAGGAGACGUCCUGAAAUUUAACUCCAAAUUUGAAUCGGGAAAUUUACGCAAAGUUAUUCAGAUCAGAAAGUAAGAUGUUGUCAUUUGUUUUACUUCGUUUUUAAUUUUGAAGCUGUUCUUCAUUUUAAGACUUGUUUCUGUUCAUCUUUAGAAAUGAGUAUGAUCUCAUUCUGAACUCUGACAUAAACAGCAAUCAUUAUCACCAGUGGUUUUACUUCGAAGCCAGCGGAAUGCGAGCAGGUGUUGCCUACCGAUUUAAUAUAAUCAACUGUGAAAAAACGAAUAGUCAGUUUAAUUAUGGUAAGACCUGUUUUUCUUCUCUUAUUCAAAAGAAGUGCCUAGGAAGAAUGUGGAUUUAUUCAGUUGUACAAAACCUUCACAGUGCUUUCCCUCCUAGUGAUAAAGAAAUAUAUAUUUUGAAGGGUUAGAUUGUUACGUAGUUUUAUCAACUCUCAGCAAUCAAAAUGACACUCAAAAUUAGUUGAUUAUUUAUCUUGGCAUAUUCAGAAUGCAGAAUGAUAACUUUUUAAUAUAUUAGAUGGUGUUUUCCUUGAUUAAAAAGUUAAGUUUUCCUUUAACUCUAUGCUCUCUAAGCCAUGGGUAGGCAAACUAAGGCCCAGGGGCCGGAUCCGGCCCAAUCGCCUUCUAAAUCCGGCCCGCAGACGGUCCAGGAAUCAGUGUGUUUUUACAUGAGUAGAAUGUGUCCUUUUAUUUAAAAUGCAUCUCUGGGUUAUUUGUGGGGCAUAGGAAUUCGUUCUUUUUCUUUUCCCCCCAAAAUAUAGUCUGGCCCCCCACAAGGUCUGAGGGACAGUGGACCGGCCCCCUGCUGAAAAAGGUUGCUGACCUUUGCUCUAGACGGGUAUAUUUCUUCACUGAAUACAUGCAACCAUGUUGAAUCACGUAAUAUAUCUUGCUUGAAGGUAUGCAGCCCCUUAUGUACUCUGUUCAAGAUGCACUAAAUGGCAGACCCUGGUGGACUCGUGUAGGAACUGAUAUUUGUUACUACAAGUAAGUAUAACUGUAAAUGGAGGAAAUAAAACAUUGAAUUAAAUGGGCUGAAAAACUAACUUAACUAUAUUAGUAAUUAACACUGUUUUAAAAACUAAUAAUGUUAGAGUAUAUUGAACUGGCUAGAUUAACAGAGGCAGUUAGAGAUCACACUAGACAAGAGUUUCAAAAAGCAUGGGGGAAAUGCAGAGAAUACUACACAAAACAGUGCCCUAAAAUACAUACCUGGACUUGUUUCGGUUAUUCUCUGCAGGAGACUUUGUGGAUAUUUAAGUUAUAAUUAGAAAAAUCUUAAUAAUUAUUCAUAAAGGAAACAGUUUAUACUCACUGUAUGUUAUGUUCACGUUUAAUAAGGGUGGAUUUGUGUAUUGGGGGGUGGGGGGUUUGUGUUAUGUUAUAAAUAAAAUUCCAAUAAAAAUUUAAAAAUAAAAACUAAUAAAAGGAGAAUUCAAAUUUCAACCUUUGUUAAUUUGUACUAAAGGUAAUACUUGAGUGUGUGAUGCAUCUCUGCAGAUUAUUUACCAUAAAUUGUAGCAUGCACUGCAUCUUUAAGCUAAUUCUAACAUGUUGUUUCUAGGAAUCACUUUUCAAGAAGUUCCAUUGCAUCCGGUGGCCAGAAGGGAAAAUCCUACUACACAAUUACCUUCACUGUCAGUUUCCAGCAUAAGGAUGAUGUUUGUUACUUUGCUUACCAUUACCCAUAUACUUACUCAGCUUUAAUGGUGAGUUAAUUUGAGUUUAGGUAGAGGCAUAAUUUGUUUAUGCACAUUUUUACUUUAACGAUUUCAAGUAUUUUAACUACAUGGCUUGAUAGUGAUCACAAAAAUAGCUAGAUGCAAAAGCACUUUCUGUUUGAAAACAGCUGAAAUGUUCAUACAUAAAGUCUAGGAAAGUAAAAAUUUAUUUAUUUUUUACAAGUAAAGCUCCUGUAAACUAAUGCAGUAAAAAGUUUAGCAUUAAUUCUGAAUAACCAGGACUUUGCAGAUGUAGAGCACAACGUUGGCUCUAGUUGAUUUGUUUCAGCUGUAGGCCAUAGCAAUGCAGAUUAGAGACUGGGUUUGACAAAAUGAUGUUGGUACAAAAAUAAUAAAUGUAAACUUUAAUACAUUCAGUUUGCAAGAGGUUACGGUCCAUAAAUGUAGGAAUACAUAUAGCACUUUACAGAUGUCAAGUGCCCCCCCCCCCGCCAAAAAGAAAGGUAUGGUGGCCUCUGAUAACAGAGGAAGCAGUUUUCUGUCGGGCGGGGGGAGGUCUUCAGAAAAACUCUGUUUUGAAAUAAAACUGCAUUGUUUUACAAAUAUACUGGUGGAGAACAGUUCUAGAACUGCUGGUGGUGUUUGCUGUCUUUAAGCACAGGAAAAGCUAAACCUGUAGUUAUGGUAAAAUAUGAAACAAACCCUGGCUGUAGGCUUACAGUCUACUUCUUUUUGUCAUGAAGAUGCAUCUCAAAAAACUGGACUCCACACACAAUCCUCAGCAGAUAUAUUUUCGACAAGACGUUUUGUGUGAGACUCUCUCUGGAAACAGCUGUCCCAUAGUAACUAUAACAGCCAUGCCGGAGUCAGAUUACUAUGAACAUAUCUGUCAGUUCAGUAAGUAUAAGGUUUUUGUCUUUCUCACUGAGAAUUUAUAUAUAUAUAUAUAUAUGUUUUCCUGAAUGCAGGCUGCUUUGUAAAAGAUACGUGAAUUGCAUAUAGAUGUUCUAGAAAGCGUAAUUUGUGGGCCUAAUUAAACAUGCCAGGCAGCCACAUCUACCUGUUCAACACUUUAUGCCAUAUGUAUAUUCUACUUCAAUGAAUUCAAGUUCUUUAAUUACAUUCAUUUCAUGUUCUAGUUCAUAUGUGUCAAUUCGUAAUAAGCAAGCUGCUGUGACUUGUGAUUGUAUCAUGCUAUUUUGCUUGUGCUGUGUUUGUUCUGUUUUUUAGGAAACCGUCCUUAUAUUUUCUUAUGUGCUCGUGUUCAUCCUGGAGAGACUAACGCAAGCUGGGUUAUGAAGGGAACUUUGGAAUAUCUCAUGAGUAAUACUCCUGCUGCCCAAAGUUUACGAGAAUCCUAUAUUUUUAAAAUUGUACCAAUGCUUAAUCCUGAUGGGGUCAUUAAUGGAAAGUAAGUUUUUAAGUGUAUUCAGCAGCAAAGAUAAUGCUUCUUAGGCACUUCCAAACCAAGUUUAGGCCGUGGACUUUCUGUCCUUUUGCCGCAAUAUUCAAUGAACAGUGCAAUGAAAACGUCAGCCCAGUAUGCAGCAGCUGUGAACUCCAUGUUAGGGAUCAGUAAAAAGCGAUAAAAAAUAACAUCAGAAUAACUUUAUACAAAUCCAUGGUGUGGCCACACUUGGAAUAUAGUGCACAGUUCUGGCUGCCCCACCUCAAAAAGGAUAUUGUAGAGCUAGAAAAAGUCAGAAAAGGGCAACAAAAAUUAUCAGGUGCUGGAACAACUGGCUUAUAAGGAAAGAUUACAGCAUUUGGGGUUACUUGCCUUUUUUCUAAACUAAAUGAGAACAUGAUUUAUAUGUGUAAAAUUAUCCAUGGUGUGGAAAAAGUAUACAGUGGUACCUCUGGAUGCGAAUGGGAUCCGUUCCGGAGCCCCGUUCACAUCCUGAAGAGAACACAACCAGCGCGUGCGCGGGUCGCAAUUUGCCGCUUCUGCGCAUUCGUGUGACGUCAUUUUGAGCGUCUGCGCAUGCGCGAGCGUCGAAACCCAGAAGUAACGAGUUAUUGGAACGCAUUACUUCCGGGUCGCUGCGGAGCGCAGCACAAAAACGCUCAACCUGAAGCAACUUUAACCCGAGGUAUGACUGUAUAGGCUUUUUCCUGUCGUAACACUAGAACCCGUGUCUUCAGUGAAGCUGAAAUGUGGGUGAUGGGUGCCCACUUGAAUAAAAUAUUGAGGGGGCCCAAGGGAAGCCCUGCCCCACAUAAUAAUUCACAUGAAGUGGUGCAUAAACACCGUUUGAAUGGUCAUGGGGGGGGGGAGGAAAGGCACCUCGGCCUCUAAGAGUUUGCUCUUAUGGGGGGAAAUUCAGGACAGACAAAAGUAAGCACUUUUUCAUGCAGCACAUAGCUAAACUGUGGAAUUUACUAUCGCAAAAUGUAAUAAUUCCCACCAGUUUAGACAAAUAUUGGAUACAAGCAGGCUAGCUUUCUAAUAUCAUGAUUCAUUUUCAAUGAACUCGUUUUUUAAAAAUCAAACAGUUAAAACAAGACUUUAAAGAGCUGCCUUUUUUGUCUUAAUAAAAUUGCACAAAAUAUCCACAAAAGUUGUCUGACAAACUUACUUGGAGGGGGAAACAUGUUUGCUUGGGACAGUAAGAACUUACUGAGAUUGUCUUUCUCCUGUAGUCAUCGCUGUUCUUUAAGCGGGGAGGACUUGAACAGACAAUGGCAAAACCCCAACCUAGAUCUGCACCCCACCAUUUAUCAUGCCAAAGGCCUACUGCAGUAUUUGGCUACCAUAAAACGUUUGCCCCUGGUAAGUGUUCGCAUCCGUGUGCUCACCCAGUUCACUCCACUGAAGUAAAAGCAUCGGAAGUCAUUCUGGCAUUGCAUGAAAAUGCCCCAUCCUCUCCCAAAAUAUAUGAAAUCUGUGAGGGAACUCUCUUCACAGAUGUUUCUCCUCAGCAACUUCUACAGUUCUACCUCCACCGAUCCCAUGCUCUGCUUUUAAAUGUGGUCAGUAUUAUUAGCAGCCAUAGACAGAUGAGACUCUUCAUGUGGUUUUCUGUAGGUGUGGCUUUCUGUAGAUCAGGAGUGACUAACUGUUGUUGGUCCAAUGGCCAUAUUGACGCUUUGCCACCACCCCCGCAGGCCUCAUGUCAGUAGUGUGUGCGGCCAAUGUGUGUGCAUGCACGCAUGUGCAUACAGAAACGUGCAGGUGCACAGUACUGUUUGCUAUGCAUAGGUCAUUUGUAAAGGUAAAGGACCCCUGACAGUUAAGUCCAGUCGCGGACGACUCUGGGGUUGCGGCACUCAUCUCUUUACUGGCCCAGGGAGCCGAUGUUUGUCUGCAGACAGUUUUUCCAGGUCAUGUGGCCAGCAUGACUAAGCCGCUUCUGGUGAACCAGAGCAGCACACGGAAACUCCAUUUACCUUCCCGCCGGAGUGAUACCUAUUUAUCUACUUGCACUUUGAUGUGCUUUCAAACUAGGUGGGCAGGAGCUGGAACCGAGCAACGGGAGCUCACUCCAUUGUGGGGAUUCGAACCACUGACCUUCCGAUUGGCAAGCCCAAGAGGCUCAGUGGUUUAGACCACAGCGCCACCCGCGUCCCAACAGAGGUCAAUCUAGGCAACAUAAAAAGCAGCAUUUAUCCCUACUCCAGCAUUGGAUAUGUGUGGAAAUGUUGCAUUUCCCUCUCAAAAAGCAAGCAGGUUUUACCCCAAAUCUUAGUGCUGUGGUGUUUCAUGCUAAGAUCAAAGGUCUCUCUUUAGAGAAAAUCUUUGAAGAGCAGGCAGAGGAAAUUAGAUCCCAGGAUGUUUGUAUGUGAAUGGAGGCAGAAUGUUGGUGAAAAGGGAAAGACAUGAAUGCUUCUGUUACGUUUAGUUGGGCCUAAUUUUCGUUCUUCCUCUUUUACAUAGUUGAACCAUCUGAGAGAGAAUGUAAGGAGGUUUUGGACUAUUUCUCAGGAUUUGUUACUUGAUUUCAUUGUUAUGUAAAGUGACUUUUAACAAUACUUAAUUCCAUUUCAUUCAUUUCUUUUUUAUGUUAUGUUUCCUUCUCUCUUUUUUAAAUCAAAGUUCUAAGUCAAGCUUCUCGCUUUUGUCCUUGUUCAUAUGUAACAGUCCUGAUCUGAUAAAACAUCUUAGCCCUUCCCUGUUGCACAACCAAACUGGGAAUCUGUGACUAAGAGUUCCCAAUUAAAAGCAGGAUCUGAUUCUGGUUUCAUAUCCUCAUUUGGAGGGAACAUUUUAAUAACAAUUUCCCAGUUCAAGCAUCAUAAGAAACUGGUUUAAGAAACAGAUAGAUUCACUGAAGCUGCUUAUGUGAGAGAAGGCAGGAGCAUACAGUUAGCUCCUGAGCCAAUAAACCAUAGUUUAUUAGCCUGGGAUCAUUACAUCAAACGUGGCCUUUGACUCCUUGAAGAAAUGGGAUUCAUUACAGAGUGAUAAAAGAUGGCACAGAAAUUGAACAAACGGUAUAUAAUUGAUGAGCGGGAAUAUUUGCGAAAAUAUCUCUGCCCCCAAUUAAUAUUGUUAUAAUUUGGCUAUUAUUGGGGGAAUAUUUGAAAACUAAUAAAAAAUUAUUUACAAAAAAGACAGUAUCUCUGCCCAAUACAGAUACAAUAAAGUUUCAUCUUUUAUAACUUUUGAAAACUUUAUUUCUCCUAGGUUUUUUGUGAUUAUCAUGGUCAUUCUCGCAAGAAAAACGUGUUUAUGUAUGGCUGCAGCAUCAAGGAAACCAUGUGGCACACUAAUCUUAGUGCUGCUUCUUGUGAUGUAGUUGAAGACCUUGGCUAUAGGGUGAGUUGUUUCUUUAAAAAUCCAAACAAGGCCACAACAGAUUCAUAAUUUCUAUUUCUAUUUAUUUUGUCUAAUCCUCAAGUGAUAACACUGCCAGUAGUAUACCAGUAGUAUUUUGCCCAGAGGAGAUCCAUUGAAUUUGAAAGACCUAAGUUAGUCAUAUCCACAAAUUCCAGUGGGUCCACUCAAUGAGCUUUGACUAAUAUGAAUACAACCCACUGUUUUGGAAAAUUUAACUAACUGGUUUUUAAUUAGUGAAGUGAACAUAAAACAGCUUCCUUUUAAAAAAAGUAAAAUGUCAUGUAAGAAACUAUUAAAACAUUGGGGAUAGAUAGAUAAAUAUUCUAUAUAUUGUUGAUAUGCAUCAUAUGUAAAUAUAUUUUAAUUAAUUUUCCUUGUCUGUUCAUUCUACGGCUAUAGCCUAAAACCCCAAUAAUAUAUUAUUAGGAAAAUGCUUUAAUAAAGUUUUAUGAUGACAGCAGAAUUAUAAAGGAUAAAGAAUAGAAGUAUAUUUAUUUUUUUUAAAAAAAAAUAAUUUUUAUUGCUUUUCCAAUAAAAACAGCCAAUCAACAUAUCUGAAUCAUAAUCCAAUUAAAAAUAAUAAACUAAACUAAAAUAAAAAACCAAAUUGUAAUCCAAAUUGUAAUUAUUAAUUUUUCCCGACUCCCCAUAGUCUGGACCUCUGAAGCAUAUCUCCAGAUCUUCGUUCCUGCCUCCUCUCGUUGUUCUCAUAUUUUCCGCCUUAAGAAUAGAAGUAUAUUUAUAAUACAAUUGUAGAAGAAUUGGCAAGCCAGAUCCUCAACAGUUUGGACAAGUCUCAUGAGGCUAGAAGCUCCUUCCCCUCCGUUCUACAUCUGGUAUCCCUGCAGUGGGAUAUAAAAUCACAGCCUCCACACGCUGGGUUGUAUCUCAUACUGCUGUUCCUCCCACAUAGUGGACUUCCAUUUGGUUGUACAAACUGUGUAAAUAGGGAAUGCCCUGCUUUUUUGCUUUUUUUCAAUAGCUGGGUGGUAGUCUCAUGAGUGUCCACUACAUCACAAAAGUUCCUCUCAUUUUUUGUGUAGUUUUCCCUGACUCUGGCUACUUUUAGGCAUACGGUGAGAACUUUUUUUUAUUCUGCCAAGUCUUCGUGGUGUAAUAAUUUUUCUGCUAACCAUCCUGCUGUUUUAUUAUGGUCGUUUUCUGUGUUUGUAUUGGUACUUUAAGUGGCGCUUUUUGCUGCUGUUGUAUUUCAUGUUGUUAUACUUAUAUAUUUGUUAACUGCCCUGGGCUUGCUUUUGGGGGAAAAUGUGGGGUAUAAAUCGGUUGAAAUAAAUUAUUGGAAUGCAUCCUUCUUCUAUCUUUAAUUUUUUAUUUAUUUGCAUCUAAAUAAUAUGUAGCCUGAAAUCCACAGGACUUCAGUUCCGGUUAUAUACUUUUUCACAUAUUGAAAGUAGACCAAGUAAUGCACCUUUUAAUAUUCAGUGGUUUCUUGACAUUGUACCUGCUAAACUUUUUAACAGUUUCAGACUGCUGUUAAAUACUUCCUUCCUCUAGACCCUUCCAAAGAUUCUGAGUCAGACAGCGCCAGCAUUCUGCAUGAGCAGCUGCAGUUUUGUGGUAGAGAAGUCCAAGGAAUCUACAGCACGUGUUGUUGUUUGGAGAGAAAUAGGCGUUCAGAGGAGUUACACCAUGGAAAGCACAUUAUGUGGAUGUGACCAGGGGAAGUACAAGGUAAAAAAUAAAACUGAAUUGUAAAAAUGGCAUCUGUAUAUUUAAUGAGUCUGAAAAAGUAAUCUUGUGCAUUGCCUGGAUUCUCUUUAGAGGAACACUUUGAAAUAUGUAUUAUCUAAGGGCCAAACCACAUAUUAGGGUAAACAAACAUUUUUUAAAAAUGGUUCAACCUGGCCACUUUCUUUAAAAAGGGGGGUGGAAGGGAAAAAUCUGUCAGGUCUCAAUCUGGGACAUGCCACUGAUCUGGAUUGUGUCCCUGCAAAGGUUUUCUGCCAAAAACUGCCCCUAACCAUGCCUGUAAUUUGUCCCUGAAUGUGCUUUGCAGUAAGCAAUACCUUUGGGGGUUAAUAGCAGAGGAGAUUUUAAAGCAAAUAAUAGGCCAGAAGCAUGUUCAGAAUAAAAGGGAUGUGGGUGGCGCUGCGGGUUAAACCACAGAGCCUAGGACUUGCCGAUCAGAAGGUCGGCGGUUCAAAUCCCCGCAACGGGGUGAGCUCCCGUUCCUCGGUCCCUGCUCCUGCCAACCUAGCAGUUCAAAAGCACGUCAAAGUGCAAGCAGAUAAAUAAGUACCACUCCGGCAGGAAGGUAAAUGGCAUUUCCGUGUGCUGCUCUGGUUCGCCAGAAGCGGCUUAGUCAUGCUGGCCACAUGACCCGGAAGCUGUACGCCAGCUCCCUUGGCCAAUAAAGCGAGAUGAGCACCGCAACCCCAGAGUUGGCCACGACUGGAUCUAAUGGUCAGGGGUCCCUUUACCUUUCUGUUCAGAAUGGUGUCCCGCAAAUGCUUUUUCUUCAAAAUAAAGUGGCCAGUUUAGCCUACUUUUUGAAUGGCAUGUUUAUCAUAGCUUGUACUCUGGACCUCAAACACAUCUUAUAAAGAUAUAAACUUUGGGGAUCAUCCGGUUUUGCAUUUAUUGCUUUAAUACUUUAAUUAGCUGGUCUUGCAUCUCUUCAUAAGACAAACUGUGCCAGGAGUUAUUUUUAGCAAUAGCAUCAGACAUAAUUAAACUAACCACUCAGUGAAUAUGUUGUUCUCUAAUUAGGGCUUACAAAUUGGGACACGUGAACUCGAAGAGAUGGGAGCCAAGUUCUGUUCUGGUUUAUUGCGUUUGAAAAGGUUGACAUCACCACUAGAAUACAACCUGCCAUCUACGCUCUUUGACAUUGAAAAUGAAUUGAUUGAAUCCAAUUGUAAAGUGACAAGGUAGUGCGAGCUUAAAAUGUUGUUGUGCUAAAUGUUUAUUUGUUUCAGAAUACUUAAAUUCCACUUAUGAAAUUGUUUUCAAGAGAUUCUUACAAUAAAAAAAUACAUUCAAAUCUGGUAACAGGAAGAGGAAUACCAUGGUGACCCUGUGGUGCCAGGUUUAUGCAGCUAACAUUUCCUUCUUUUAUCCUUGCCCUUCCUGGUGUUGCCCCUCUGCCUCCACCUAUGAGACUGCAGACAUCACUGAUGAUCUGAGAGACAAGGGAUAGUGGAUGGAGCAGCUGGGUCUCAUCCAGUCCAUGAUGGAGGCAAGUCUUCUCUUGCCAGGCAACAGUUCUCGGUGAUGUCCUAUGAAAUAGUUGGAGGCGGGGAAUUUAAAAUGAAAUAACUAUAGCAGAAGGCAGAUUUUAGUGCAAAUUUGGGGUGUGUGUGUGUGUGUGUGUGUGUGUGUGUAACACAGAUGGAGAAAGAAAAGCAUUGCUCCCAAGCACGUCCAAACUAGUUUUUCUGUGUGUGCAUGUAAAGAACACUCUGCAUCUGUAACCUGGGUUGCUGAAUCUGGAUCAGCAUCUCUGUGUAAAGAACACAAUUUCAGAUAGACAUUUUGUAGUACGUACCUAACUAUGGCUUUCUCAGCUCUUUAAUCAUUUUAACACCUAAAAUGAAAGGACCAGCUUCCUUUCAGAGGUAAGUUUCAAAUUAUCUUUGUUGGAUAGCUUUUGAGAUUGAUUUUUGGUAGAGUCUAGUGGCACAUUUCACUGCUAGAAUUGAUAGUGGGCAAAGAUUCUCAUAGCCUGGGAAAUGGUGAGAUUUCCCUUUUGUCUUCAGACAUGUGAAGACGCUUCCCUUUUCCCACUGUCUGUGGUUUCACUCACCUACUUCAAUUGCUUCAACUGCUUUAAAGCUUUUUGCUGUGCUGUCACAAUGAAGUGAUUCACUGUUUUCAUUUCUGUUGUCUUUGUGUGAUGCACUUUAAUUGGUUUUAUAUGAAAGCUGACCUGACUUGCUCUGCAAAAAUGUUUUGUAAGGGGGGGGGGAGACGCUUCUGUCACAUGGGAAGGGUAAAGCUUCAGUGAAGAAACUUGUCUUGUAGAAAAUGUCCUCCUGAUUGAAUCUCCAAAACCUGUUUCCUUAGGAGACCACAUUGAUACCCCUUGCUUAUUUUUCUUUACUUGACUGCAUUUUAAUAAAAACACAUUGAAAUCUCAGUAAUCUUGGAAUAACGUUGUUAUAAACACUAGCCUCAGUUAUGUUGCUGUAGAAAUUACUUUUCUAUUUUUAGUUUGUCUUUUCGUUCUGUGGCUCUGACAAACUAGUUGGUGCAGUUCGGCAUGCUGUGAAAGGGACAGUUAUCCAGUGUAUAAAAAUGUCCUAUUCUGGUGUCUGCCUAAAAAUGUGUUGAUGGAGGAGCGGGGAGGCAUGACUGGCCCCCACAUUCCCAUCACUGCUGGCUGCAGCCUUGGAUUCUUUGCAUCUCCAGCUGGAUGCGCUUGGGAUCCUUCCUGCAAUUGGGAGCCCUGAUCACACAGAUCUCUGUUCCCAGGAGGCUUCAAGAGAACAUGCAAGAAUCCUCCUUCAGACCUUCCUUUCAGUGUGCAAUGUCAUAGGGGGAGCCACCAGGGCUGAUCCAUGCAGAGAGGAUAUAAUGCAUAUGGCCUUUUGCCACACAGGCUUUCAUGUUUCUGGGUCUAUGUGUUGCGUGUUUUGAAAAUUCAGAGUUCAGAAUGUUUUGUUAAUAUAAGAUAAGAUUCAUAUUUAUUGAUGAAGGGCUUAGUAAGAUGUUGUUGCUGCCAAUUUUGGGGAAGAAUGGUAAUGCAUCUCCUAUAUAACAUUUGGCACUCAGUGAUACAUAGCUGUCAACCGUCCCUUAUUUGGCGGGAAACUCCCUUAUCCCAGCGCCGUGUCCCGCUGCUGUCCCGGAUUGAUGAUGUCCCUUAAAUUUCCCGGGUUUCAUGCUUGCCCGGCUCGGGACGGAAGCAGCGGCUUGGGGUCCUCCGCUUCGAGAGAGCAAGAGAGAGUGUGCGCACGAGCUGCCGCGUCUCCGUUUCUCCCUUUUCCCCCUCAGGGGUGCGUCGUGAGGAGACGGGUGGCGGCGGGCAGGCAGGCAGCCCCUCUCUUGCGAGGCUUCCACCGCGCUGCCAGGGGAAGCCAGAGGUGGCAGCGGCGGCAGCGGCCUGAGGGAGGAGGAAGAGGAGGGGAUGGGGAGGGACGUAGAAGGGCGGUGCUUCAGCGGCCGCUGCGGCGCCGCAACCGCCUCAUGCCGGGCUCGCGGGCGGCAUGGGCGAGAGUCUCUCUCCCUCCCUCUCGGGCGGGGAAGGGCCGAUGGAACUCAUAAGCUAAGCAAAAUCCCUUAUUUUGGCUGCUGGUCCCUUAUUUUCAAAUCUGUAAGUUGACAGCUAUGCAAUGAUAGAGUGAAUGGCUAUAGUUAUGUUAUUGGUCCAGAGCCUCUUGGCCACAUUUUAGAAAAACUAAUUAGUUUUUUUAUUGCGUUAAAUAUGUUUAUGCUGGGAAGCUGCUUCACUUGAGCAUAAUAGACGAUAAGCCUACUCUCCUGGUGUUCUUGCUGCAGCCCCACUACGUACGUUCUGGAAGAAGACGAACCUCGCUUUCUUGAAGAAGUGGAUUAUAGUGCAGAGAGCAAUGAUGAUCCAGAUGUUGAGUUGGCCAAUAAUGCUGGUGACUAUGAGCCCAGUCUCCAAGAAGAAGGACAUUCUGACUCUGAAAUUACAAGGACGCAUUUGCCUUGA